AUGACUCUCCAGGCUGACUUUGAUAGUGCUGCAGAAGAUGUAAAAAAAUUAAAAACAAGACCAACUGAUGAAGAACUGAAGGAACUAUAUGGAUUCUACAAACAGGCUACUGUUGGAGAUAUUAAUAUUGAAUGUCCAGGAAUGCUAGAUUUGAAAGGCAAAGCCAAAUGGGAGGCAUGGAACCUGAAAAAAGGUUUAUCAAAGGAGGAUGCCAUGAAUGCCUAUAUCUCUAAAGCAAAAGCAAUGGUAGAAAAAUAUGGGAUCUAGAAUACUCAAAAAUAAUUCCUACUAACAACUAACUCUUCAGUAGCUAAUGAACUAACUCUGUGGAGAAAAAUGCAAUACUAACUCCUUACUGUGUAGUCUAACAGUAAAAUCUUUAUAAGUUGUUUGACUGUGAAGGGUAUUUACGUACAUACUCUAUUUUUAGAUUGUAUCUUAUUCUAAAUAAAUUUGAACCUAAUAAAU
Molecule: messenger RNA, 468 nt
Organism: Charadrius vociferus (killdeer)
Lineage: Eukaryota; Metazoa; Chordata; Aves; Charadriiformes; Charadriidae
Gene: ACBD7
Product: acyl-CoA binding domain containing 7
Exons: 4
Coding region: 1-267 (88 amino acids)
Biological process (GO): fatty acid metabolic process
Molecular function (GO): fatty-acyl-CoA binding
Source: RefSeq, a predicted model, not a curated record